AUGUGCAUCUACGGCACGAUCCCCGACCCCGUGGCGGUCGGCGUGUGGUUCCGGGACGACUACGAGUGGCGCCUCUAUGACGUCACCUCCGCGCAGCUGAUCAAGACCGCUUACGUGGACGCGGAGAAGAAGCUGGACCUGACGAUCAAGUCGGCGGUCCAUACCGGGGGCGCCCGGUACACGGUGGACCUGCGCACCAUGCGCCAGACCAACUGCGCGAGUGGGAUGCAGCGCCCGGUGAAGAUCAACAUGCCGGAGGCGGCCGCGGUGGUGCACGCGAGCAAGGGGGUGCCCAUGACGAAUGGGGUCCAGAGCGCGGACGAGACCAGCGAGCCGGAGAGCGUCAUCUCCUCGGAGCUGCCAACCGCCAACGGAUAUGUCACGGUGAGCAUUGCGUUCUGA
Molecule: messenger RNA, 402 nt
Organism: Klebsormidium nitens
Lineage: Eukaryota; Viridiplantae; Streptophyta; Klebsormidiophyceae; Klebsormidiales; Klebsormidiaceae
Source: the annotation of a GenBank genome assembly